CGUUAAAAUAUAAAAUAAAAUAUUUAUAUAUGCAUAAACCAUAGCUUCUUAUGAUACCGUGGAUAUAAUCUAAUAAAGAAUAAUAAAAAAAAUGCUAAAAGUGUUGAUUUUAAGACAACAAGGUCUAUAAUUUAUGCAUGAGAGUAAAUUUCAGGUGUGAUUUAAUAAUUAAGCCUUUCAUAUAUUCUUGUCCAAUUUUUAUUUUUUUAAUGUAUGGUCCAUAGUACUUCUUGCGGUUGGUGGUUUUCUCGUUGUUGAGAUUUUCGCUGGGCAUUACAAUUCAAUUCGGCUUUUGAUGGGCACACCACAAACUCAUUCACCCACUCCUCACUCCUCACAAUAGUGUGUGUAUAUAUAAAUGUGUGUGUUUUUCUUAGCUGUAAAGAAGGCCCACUGUAGUUUGCUUACUCGGUCGCAUUGUGGACUCAAUUAGACUUGAAAAUGUUUUUGUGUUCCUUACUUUCUUCUCAUGUUUUUUAAAGUCUUUCUCUUUCUUUCUUUCCCUUUUUUAACACCUUGAUGUAGAAGUAAUUACUCAGCCUUGUCGGGUGUUUUGAUUUUUCCCUCCUGUUUAAUUUUAGUGUCUUUUUCUUCUUAUACCCAAUUGUGCUUUGGCGUUGUUUAAGGAUUUUAGAAACUGGGUCUUUGUUUUUGUUUCUUCUUAGCCUGUUCAUGGACCCUGCAGGGAAAGCUACAGGGUUUCACAAAGAGGGCAAUGACUGGUUUUGCAAUGCAGGGUUGCCAAGUGAUAUAACCGUUGUUGUAGAUGGCAUAAACUUCCACCUUCACAAGUUUCCACUAGUAUCCAAAUGUGGGAAGAUAGCAAGAAUAUGUGAAGAGUCCCUUGAAAAGGCAUUCACCACUGCUCUUGAAGAAUUCCCUGGUGGUCCCGACACUUUCUUGAUCAUAGUAAAAUUUUGCUAUGGCAUGCGGGUAGAAUUGACGCCACGAAACAUAGUUAAUGUCUUCUGUGCAGCAGACUACCUAGAAAUGACAGAUGAGUUUGGGGAAAGUAACUUGCUUUCAAAAUCAGAUAGUUUCUUUCAUAAGAAUGUACUUCGCAACUGGAAGGACUGUAUAUUGGCUCUUCAGAGUUCAGAUCCUGUUUUGCCAAGGGCUGAAAAGCUCCAGAUAGUAAGCAAGUGCCUGAAUGCUUUAUCUAUGAUGGUCUGCACAGAUCCUAGUUUAUUUGGAUGGCCCAUGAUGAUGUAUGGUAGCUUACAGAGUCCGGGUGGUAGCAUCCUGUGGAAUGGAAUCAACACUGGAGCAAGAAUGCGAAGCACAGAAUCUGACUGGUGGUUUGAGGACACAUCUUACCUGAGUGUAUAUUUGUUUGAAAAAUUAAUCCAUGCAAUGGAAAAGAGGGGUAUAAGACCUGAAAAUCUUGUGGGUGCAAUUAUGCAUUAUGCUAGGAAGUACCUACCAGGCCUGGGCCGGUGGCAGAGUGGACGUGGCAGAACUAGAACUGUUGCCAGUUUCAGCAUGACGCCUGCUGCUGUUGAUCAAAGGGUUUUAUUGGAAACCAUCGAAAAGCUUCUACCGGAAAAGAAGGGGAAAUCAUUCUGCCGUUUCUUACUGGGACUUCUUCGUGUUGCACUGAUAUUGGGUGUCAGCCAAACCUGCAAGGACUCUUUAGAGAGGCGAAUAGGGAUGCAAUUGGAUAUGGCAACUCUCGAUGGUCUUCUUAUCCCUACUUACUCGGAUUCUGAUACUUUAUACGAUACUGACUGUAUGGAACGGCUCAUUGAUCACUAUAUGACUUCAGAUUCAACAAUAACAUCAUUUUCUCCACCAUCAUUGGACCUGGAAACGUCACCAUCAUCUGAACCAUUAAGAAAAGUUGCAAAAUUGGUGGAUAACUAUAUCGCGGAGGUUGCUUCUGAUGUAAAUUUGAAACCCAGAAAGAUGUGUUUACUUGCAGAGGCCCUUCCAGAUUCUUCAAGACUACUGCAUGACGGGCUAUAUAGAGCAUUGGACAUAUAUUUCAAGGCGCAUCCUUGGCUUUCUGAGAGAGAGAAGGAAGAACUCUGCAAUGUCAUUGACUACCAGAAACUCUCAAUUGAUGCCUGUGCACAUGCUUCCCAGAAUGAAAGAUUGCCACUUAGAGUGGUUCUCCAAGUCCUGUUCUUUGAGCAGAUGCAGCUGAGAACUGCUCUUGCUGGCUGUCUCCAUGUCUUGGACGCUGAAAGUGCUCCUGCAGGUCCAACGACUGUCCCAAGUGACAUGGCAGGGCAGAUAGUACAGAGAGAUGGGUGGGUGACAGUUGUGCGUGAGAACCAGGUUUUAAAAGUACAUAUGGAAAAUAUGAGGUCUAGAGUUGGGGAGCUUGAAGAAGAAUUUAGUAAAAUAAAACAAGAGAUGAAGAGAGUGACUAAAUCACAUAGCUCUCUUAGCUCCCCUCGCUUGGUUCCCCGGAAAAUGGGGUGCAAGCUUCUUCCACGAUCAUCGGAUGCCCAACCUGUUACAGUCGACAGCAAUGUAGCUACUCCAAGAGCAUCAGUUGAGCAACCACGUACAUCCCGACAUUCUAGACAUAGGAAAAGUUUCUCUUUGUUUUGAGAGUCAACACAGGGGAACGAAAGACACAUAAGUACAAAUUCAAAGGGCAGAAAAGCAAGUGUUCAAUGAGCAGCAAUCUAAUCAAGAUUUCUGGAAAGUACCACGGCUUCUUAUCAUUCAACUGGACCAUUCUUCUUUGUCAAUGGGGAAGUUCUCUUUUCCGAGCUUUUAGAGAGAUAAGUAAAUGAUGAGUUGUUUGCACAGAAUGACAGAAAUUCGAAAAUGCAAUAUGCUCCAGUCCAAAUCUGGAUUAUAGGCAUGCUAUCCCAGAUUUUGAGUGGAGCUUCCAUACAUCAUGUAUUUAUCACAGAGAAAAAAGAAACAGCAAAAAAAGAAAAGAAAGAAAGGAUGUCCUUAUCACAUUUAAGCCUCUCUUUUCUUCACCAUUUUGGGGAUCCCCUCUUACGUGUAUAUACAUCCACAUAUCUGUGAAUUGUUUUGUGAUUACUGUAAUUUGGCAUAUUACUCAAUAUAUCAGAAAGUUCACCUGGCA
Molecule: messenger RNA, 3052 nt
Organism: Ricinus communis (castor bean)
Lineage: Eukaryota; Viridiplantae; Streptophyta; Magnoliopsida; Malpighiales; Euphorbiaceae
Product: BTB/POZ domain-containing protein At3g44820
Exons: 4
Coding region: 673-2559 (628 amino acids)
Molecular function (GO): protein binding
Source: RefSeq, a predicted model, not a curated record